Lotus japonicus is the source of this 2243-nucleotide messenger RNA. Its product is annotated as protein indeterminate-domain 11-like. The record is from RefSeq and is a predicted model, not a curated record. The transcript is spliced from 2 exons. Gene Ontology annotation, molecular function: DNA-binding transcription factor activity. Gene Ontology annotation, cellular component: nucleus. Lineage: Eukaryota; Viridiplantae; Streptophyta; Magnoliopsida; Fabales; Fabaceae. The coding region runs from base 494 to 2044 and encodes 516 amino acids.
CCGUAGGGUUGGGUUUGUGGGUUCUGGUAUUGUUUUGCACUGCACAGGGAAUCUCUCUUCUCUCUUCUCAAUUCUCAUCCACUCCUUUCUCUCUCUAUCUCUAUCUCUCUCAGCUUCAACUUUCAACAAAACUAGCUCUAGAAUUUUGUUCAUAUUAGAGUUAGAGUUAGUACCACUUGAUUACCUUGCUAUAUCACAAAAAAACAGAACAAUUAAUUGUGUCUUGGUUUGGUGUCAAACACUGUUCCUUCCUGAGUUUUGCAUCUUUGUUCUGUUCUUUCCUUUCAGUUCAGCUUUUUCCUUUUUCUGUUUCUAGUAAGUUUUGUUCACAGAUCCCAGAAGCAAAAACAAGACUUGUAACACACGAAAAUAUCCAGAUCUAUGGCCUAUUAUGACACACACCUAGGAUUCAAAACACUCAUCCAAACAUAAAAAAGCAAGAAAGAGUGUAUCAAAGUUUUUUGAUUUUGAUAGCAGCUACUCCCAAAAAAACAUGUCUAAUUUGACUUGUGCAUCUGGUGAAGCUAGUGCUAAUUCCUCAGGCAACAAAACUGAAAUCACUGGAACUGAUUACCCUCAACAAUGUUUUGCUCCACCACCAUCUCAAACUCAACCACCACUCAAGAGAAAGAGAAACCUCCCUGGCAACCCAGGUUUUUGUUUUUUCACAUCAAUGAAAAUUUCUAAGCAUCUUUUGUUUUGUGAAGUUUUGUUUGAUAAGAGUCUUUUUGUCUCUUGUUUUUUGUUUUUAGACCCAGAAGCUGAAGUUGUGGCCAUGUCUCCAAAGUCUCUUAUGGCAACAAACAGGUUCUUAUGUGAGAUCUGCAACAAAGGAUUCCAAAGAGAUCAGAAUCUUCAGCUUCAUAGAAGAGGGCACAAUUUACCAUGGAAGUUGAAGCAGAGAACUAGCAAGGAGAUUAGGAGGAAAGUUUAUGUGUGUCCAGAACCAACAUGUGUUCACCAUGACCCAUCAAGAGCCUUAGGGGACUUAACAGGCAUCAAGAAGCACUUUUCCAGAAAGCAUGGUGAGAAGAAGUGGAAAUGUGAAAAGUGCUCCAAGAAGUAUGCAGUUCAAUCAGACUGGAAAGCUCACUCCAAAACCUGUGGUACAAGAGAAUACAGAUGUGACUGUGGAACCCUCUUCUCAAGGAGGGACAGUUUCAUAACCCACAGAGCCUUCUGUGAUGCAUUAGCAGAGGAGAGUGCAAGAGUAGUGGCAAUACCCAACAACAACAACUCACUUCUUCCCUCUCCAACAACACCAUCUCAUCAAAUGAAUCUCCAAGCUCAUCAAGAUAUCAUCCAUGGUGGUAAUUUCUCAUUGAAGAAAGAGCAUCAAAGUUUAAUACCCCCUUGGCUUGCCCCACCACACUCCAACAUUGAUCUUUCCUCCUCCUCUUCCUCAUCAAUCUUCUCCCAAACCCAAAAUUUGAAUCAUCAUCAUCACCAUGAAAACCCUAACCCUAGACUUGGUCCCACUCUUCCAGGCUACCAACCACCUGCACCACCAGCUCACAUGUCAGCUACAGCAUUGCUGCAGAAAGCAGCUCAGAUGGGAGCAACCAUGACCAAAACUGGCUCCUCUUCACAACCCAUGAUCAGGACCCACCACAUGUCACCUUCUGCUGACUCUGCAACCAAUGCCAACAAUAUCAACAACAACAUUUCAAGUGGUAAUUUUGGUAAUUUGAAUUUGUCCACAUGUGAAGACCAGAUGGUGACUAUGACAACAACUACUGCUGCUGCUGCUACCACAGGUGUUUCAACAUCCUUCCUUCAUCAUGUUAUGGACUCAUUCCCUUCUGGGUUUGAAGGAACUUCUUUUGAGGACACUUUUGGUCCUGGUGGGAUUCUCAACUCAAACAACAAAGAUAUUGAUUCCAUCACAACAAGUGUUGUUAAAGGAGGAAAUAAUGAAGGAUUGACAAGAGAUUUCUUAGGUCUUAGACCUCUCUCUCAUAGUGAUAUUCUCACCAUUGCUAGCAUGGGAAAUUGCAUGAACCAUGAUCAGCAAAACCAAUCCCAAAAGCAGUGGCAAGGUUAGUUUAUUUUUUUUUUUUUUUUUGAAAGUGGCAAGGUUAGCUUGAUCCCCAUAUAUAUUUUUUGUUUUGUAUAAAUAUAAUUUUAUUCUAUCUACUUCCUUUUGUUUACGAUAUUGUUGAUCUUCUUUCCAAAGGGAAAGGACUUUUCAGAAUCUGAAAAUUUUCAUUCCUCUUUAUAUGUAGUAGUUUUUUUUAGAAAAA